GAUUGGCUGGCGCUUCUGGAAUCACAUGACGAGGCAGCGGGAAGAUGGCGGAGCCGCUAGGCGCCGCGGCCGAGGACCCGUGGGGAAAACAGGUGGACUGUGUGUACAGCGACAAUGGACUGGAGGCUCCACUCUUUGUGGAAAGCAGUAGAAAGGGAAGCAUAGUAUCACGAGCAAACAGCAUUGGCUCCACUAGUGCCUCCUCUGUCCCCAAUACAGAUGAUGAAGACAGCGAUUAUCACCAAGAAGCCUAUAAAGAGUCAUACAAAGACCGGCGCAGGCGUGCACACACCCAGGCAGAGCAGAAGAGAAGGGAUGCCAUCAAGAAAGGCUACGAUGACUUGCAGGCUAUUGUGCCUACAUGCCAGCAGCAAGAUUUCUCCCUUGGCUCCCAGAAGCUGAGCAAAGCCAUUGUCUUGCAGAAAACCAUUGACUAUAUUCAGUUCCUGCACAAGGAGAAGAAGAAACAGGAGGAGGAAGUUUCAACACUCAGGAAAGAUGUCAUGGCCUUGAAGAUCAUGAAAGUAAACUAUGAGCAGAUUGUCAAAGCUCACCAGGAUAACCCCAAUGAGGGGAAAGACCAGGUGUCUGACCAAGUCAAGUUUAAUGUUUUCCAAGGCAUCAUGGAUUCUUUGUUCCAGUCGUUUAAUGCCUCCAUCUCGGUAGCAAGUUUUCAGGAACUUUCAGCAUGCGUCUUCAGCUGGAUUGAGGAGCAUUGCAAACCACAGACCUUGCGGGAUAUUGUGAUCGGGGUUCUGCAUCAACUAAAGAGUCAGCUCUAUUGACUGCGCUCCCUGUGGUGCCCCAGUGGCAUGAGCUUUCUUCCUCUUACCAGGCUACAGAAGUGUGGGGCACCACUCAGCUGAGAGAGGAGCAGGUUCCAGGAAAAGCUGGUCUGUUUCCCUUGUGGUUAUUUGUAAAGUUUUUCUCUGGAUUAUUUAUUGCAUUAACUAUGAAACCAAAACUGGGCAUGUAAGUGCAUGUCUUCUCCACAGAUACUGUCAGUCUGUAUCACCAAAGUAUCUGUAGGGACUGAGUCAGCAGAGAAAGGAAGACAUAUCUGUUAAAUACAAUCCUCCUUGUCACAAGGAAGGAGAGGGUCUCUGGGCCAGGAUUGUGCGGGAGUGAGUAGGUCUAGCCUGUACCAGCUACAGGAGCUAAAGUGAUGGGAUGAGAGUCAGCUCUGUAGCCUUCAGAUUACCUAUUCUGUUCUGGUGGCAAUGCCUGUAGUGUAACUGUUGCCUGGACCACACAGCACUUCCUGCCUUUUAGACUUUCAAACCAGUAAGAUGCCAACCUUAAGUAUCAUACUCUACAGUUUGUUAUUCAGUGAGUACCUUGACGCUGUAGAGUUUGAGAUAAAGAGGCAGCGAGAGUGAGAAUUUGUGUUGCAUUACAUUACACUUACAUCCAGCCAUUACACUGCAGGACUUUAAAAGCAUGUGAAUGGAAGCAAAGCAACUCUCAAAUUCUAGACCCCAAGACAAAGGAUGUGAAUCAGCCUGGCAGUCCAGGAAAGAAGCUGACUUCCACUAAGGAGGGUUAAGAAUAAGCUUCCCUGGAAGCAGGGUCUCUCAUCACUGCAAACUUUGACAGCUUCUGUAGCAGCUGAUACUAGCUUCCCAGAGACAGGCCACUGCUUUCUUCUAUAACAGUUUGGUUAUUUAAUCUAGCCAUGGGACAGAGGAUCACUUACUUAUUUGUGCAGAACUUUCAGAAAGACCACAAAAAGCAAGCUAGGUGGGGUUCGCCAAAUCCUGCUGUAACGAGAGGGUCUUAAUACAAAACUGCAUAGAAGCUGCCUCUCCCCACUGGGCAGAUAUGGAUGGUGUAGGGCUCCUCUGGGACAGCUGCUAACUGACCUUUCCCACUCUAGCCAUGUUUCCUUCACAGUGAAAUAGGAGUACAGUUUUCUGUACAGGCUUCUCUUGCCAUCUCAGUUCAACUGCUGAAAGAUCUCUGGUUUCAUCUGACUUGUGUUUCUGAGAGUCACAAUGUAUGGGGAAAAAGAAUGGUACAUGUAGCAGAGCUGCUGUCAAUCUUAAUCUGCUUUUGUUUAGAAGUGUAAUUUUAUAUUUUAAAAAAAUACCUCUUGCCUUUUGUAAGUCAAGGAAGUCAGACUGAAGUGUUAUUAACUUGAGUUUUGCAGCCAAAUACUUUUUCUGGGACAGACUUUAGCCAGACACCCACUGCUCUAACAGUCAUAUCUAUGGCAGAUACUUGGCAGCUGUCUACUACCAAAGCAAUAGUUCUUGUUCGCCCAGACAGAGUGAAAGGAUUAGGAUUAUCCUGAAGUGGCUCUUACAGAAUACGCUUGCCGAUGAUCAUAUUCCUACCACCAUGCUCAAAUUAAUAGCAGUAACAAUUUUGCAUUUCUUUCUCUUUGAAUUCUGUAGCAAUAAAGGUAGGCUUUCAGUGUCAGGCUAGUUGCUUUAAACACGGAAGCAGAAAGAUAGUGUUUAAACCACUCUUUCUAUUGAAAUUUAGUAAAGGAAAAAUUACUGUCAGUCUUGGAUUUUAGUAAAAGAAUCAUUUCUACAAGCCUUGCAUUGAAUGUCCCUUUUUUAGUGAAGACACAGCAUAGACCCCUAAAGAGUCUAACUCCUUGCAAUGGCACACACAACUGUUUAAAAAGAAUUACACACCAUGAGGGCCAUUAACAAUAUGGCUGCAUUACAGAACUGUGUGUCCAUUGCUGUGCUGUGAGAAAAUAUCUUGUUUGAAGCAAUAGGCAGUGCUUUACUGUUAAUGAUAGUGACGUGUUAAUCUCUUCUGAGCCUCCUUCAGAAGCAGCCAGCUUUCUUGUGUGGAAGAACCUUGGGCUUUUGCAGACCUCACAAAUGGAAAUGAAAUAUUUUUCUAUCGUGAAAAAUAAUUAUAAUAAAUUUUGCUAAAUGUUUUAA
Messenger RNA from Gavialis gangeticus (Gharial), 2903 nucleotides. It is a transcript of the gene MLX, whose product is annotated as MLX, MAX dimerization protein. Gene Ontology annotation, cellular component: nucleus. Gene Ontology annotation, molecular function: protein dimerization activity; DNA-binding transcription factor activity, RNA polymerase II-specific; RNA polymerase II cis-regulatory region sequence-specific DNA binding. The record is from RefSeq and is a predicted model, not a curated record. The transcript has 8 exons. Gene Ontology annotation, biological process: regulation of transcription by RNA polymerase II. Bases 45 to 785 code for a protein of 246 amino acids. Lineage: Eukaryota; Metazoa; Chordata; Crocodylia; Gavialidae.